AUGGCGUAUUCUUUUGCUGGAGCUUCUCAAAUAAGAUAUGCUAGACAAUGUUGGCCUUCUGGAAAUGAGGCAUUGCCUAAAGGAAUUGUUGCCAGAACAUCUAACUUGGAAAUGCGGUUAUGGGACUCUGGUAUAUACAAUAGAAUUUCAAAGCGCCCAUUGAACUUUCUGGCCAUUGCAAAAGGAGGGAGGAAGAACAAAUUUGUCAAUAAAAUUGUUGCAAAGGCAGAAGCAGGGAAACCAAUGUCCGACAAUGCUCCUCAAAUAAAGUAUGAUGUUUUUGUUAGCUUUAGAGGUGAAGACAUCCGCAGUGGUUUUCUUGGUCAUUUGAGUGAGGCAUUUUCUCAGAAGCAAAUAUAUGCCUUCAUAGAUGAAAAACUCAAAAAAGGAGAUAGUGUUUGGCCAUCACUUGAGAAAGCAAUUGAAGGAUCUUUUAUAUCUCUGAUCAUAUUCUCAAAAAAUUAUGCUUCUUCAAGUUGGUGUUUGAAAGAACUCGUGAAAAUACUUGAGUGCAGAGACAAAUACAAACGGAUUGUAAUACCUGUUUUCUACAAUGUAGAACCCACAGUUGUUCGGCAUCAAAACAAAUUUUAUGCAAUUGCAUUUGUUUUUCAUCAAAUAAAAUAUGGUUUGUCCAUGGUAAAAUUAUGGAAAAAGGCUUUGGAGGAUUCUUCUAAUUUAUCUGGAAUUAAGUCAACAGAUUUUCGGAAUGAUGCUGAGAUGCUUGAUGAAAUUGUCAAGCAGGUGUUGAUGAGGUUCAGUAAACACCCGAUUAAUAUGAAAGGACUUAUUGGAAUUGGCAAACCAAUUUCAGAUAUAGAAUCAUUGUUAUGUCAAGAGUCAAAGGAUGUUCGUGUUAUCGGAAUUUGGGGUAUGGGUGGUAUUGGUAAGACAACAAUUGCAGAAGAAGUGUUUAACAAACUAUAUUCUAAAUAUGAAGGAUGCUGUUUUUUGGCAAAUGUAAGAGAGGAAUUAAGGAGAAAUGGAAUAAUUUCUUUAAAGGAACAGGUUUUUUCUACCCUACUAGGAGAAGUUGUGAAAAUUAACACUCCAAAUGGAUUGUCUGAUUAUAUUAAAAGAAGGAUUGGGCGUCAGAAGGUUCUUAUUAUUCUUGAUGAUGUGAAUGAUUCAGAUCAAAUAGAAAUAUUGUUAGGAACUCGUGAUUGGUUUGGAGGAGGUAGUAGAAUAAUUAUAACAACAAGAGAUAAGCGAGUGCUCAUUGCUAACAGAGUUGAUGAUAUAUACAAGGUUGACGUAUUGAGCAGCAGUGAUGCACUUAAGCUUUUUAAUUUGAAAGCAUUUGACCAAAAUCAGAUUAAAGUGGAGUAUCAUGAGCUUUCUAAGAGGGUUGUCAAUUAUGCCAAAGGUAUUCCACUAGUUCUUGAAGUUUUGGGUCGUCUUCUUUGUGGUAAAGAUAAGGUAGCAUGGGAAAGUCAGCUGGAGAUACUUGAAAAAAUGCCAAUUAAAAAAGUUUAUGAUAUAAUGAGACUAAGUUAUGACGAUCUAGAUCGUAAAGAGCAAAAAGUUUUUUUAGAUGUUGCAUAUCAGGAAAGUGAUAAUUCAGUGGCUGUUGUGUUAGAAAGGCUGGAAGAUAGAGCUCUUGUAAGUAUUUCUAAGCAUAAUGUUGUGUCUAUGCAUGAUAUUAUACAAGAAAUGGCUUGGGAGAUUGUUCGCCAAGAAUCUAGUGAAUCGGGAAGACACAGCCGAUUGGGGGAUCCUGAUGAAAUAUAUGAAGUACUGAAAAAUGACAAGGGAAUGGAGGAUAUUAGAAGCAUAAAGUCACACUUGCCUGCAGUAAAGAAGCUGAUGUUAUGCCCCAACAUAUUUGCUAAGAUGAGGAAACUACUGUUUCUAGAUUUUCGCUAUACAGAUGGACUAGAAUCUGUAGGUCUUUUCCCUCAAGGGCUUCAUUCUUUGCCAAUGGAACUAAGAUAUCUUCGUUGGGAAUGUUAUCCUUUUAAAUCCUUGCCUGAGCAAUUUUCUACUGAGAAACUUGUUGUAUUAGACAUGUCAUAUAGCCAAGUGGAAAAGCUUUGGUCUGGAGAGAAAAAUCUGAUGAAAUUAAAAGAAAUCAUACUUCAACUUUGCCAUUUAAAAGAGCUGCCAGACCUUUCAAACGCUGCAAAUCUUAAAGUAUUGGAUGCGAGAGGUUGUUAUCAGUUGACAAGUGUGAAUCCAUCUAUUUUAUCUCUCAACAUGCUUGAGAAAUUAGAUCUAUGGUACUGCAUUUCCCUUACCAGACUUUCAUGUGAUUCCCACUCAAGCUCCCUUCGAUAUCUUAACCUUAAGGAAUGCAAGAAUCUAAGGGAAUUCUCAGUGACAUCAGAGAAUAUGAUUGAACUUGAUUUAUCUUGCACUCAGGUCAAUGCAUUGCCCACAACUUUUGGAUGUCAAAGAAAGCUUGAACACCUAAACCUUGCAUUGAGUUACAUUGAGAGCUUGCCUUCAUCCAUAAAAGAUCUUACAAGACUGCAAUAUCUUAAUAUAAGUUAUUGCGAGAAGCUUCAAAUUCUUCCCGAGCUUCCCCCAUCCCUUGAAACUCUACUUGUCAACGAUUGCACAUCGUUGAAGACUGUAUUGUUCCCUUCAACAGUUGCUAAACAAUUCAGUGAAAAUAGGAAAAAGGUUGAGUUCUGGAAUUGCUUGGACUUGGAUGAACAUUCUCUCAUGGCUAUUGGGUUGAAUGCGCAAAUCAACAUGAUGAAAUUUGCAUACCAACAUUUAUCAGCUUCAAAGCAAGAUUACAACGAAAAUUUUGGUGAUCAAGCAAUGUAUUUGUAUCCAGGAAGCAAUAUUCCAGAGUGGAUGAUGUAUAAGACAACAGGGGAUUAUAUAAUUAUUGAUCAUUCUUCUGCUCCAUCAUGUCCUAUAUCAGGCUUCAUUUUCUGUUUCAUCCUUGGCAGAGACGGGAGAAAAUUUUGGUGUCAUAAAUUGCAAUUUAACAUCAUUAUUAGUGACGAUGAAGGAAACAGGGACGUUAUCAAAAUAAACUCGUCUAUGACAUUUUUUCAGAUUGUAGCAGAUCAUGUGUGUUUGAUAUAUGACCAACGUUGUUCUUGUUCCCUAAAUAGCAUCACCAAAAAUCUGCCAAAGUUUAAAAUCAAGGCUACGGCAUGGUUUACCUCCAUAUUCGAAGGUUUUGGUAGUCCAAACAGGGUGGUAUUAAAAGGGUUUGGGGUCAGUCAUGUAAAUACUUCAGAUUAUCACAAGACCGUUCAACAAAUGGAUUAG
Molecule: messenger RNA, 3231 nt
Organism: Abrus precatorius (Indian licorice)
Lineage: Eukaryota; Viridiplantae; Streptophyta; Magnoliopsida; Fabales; Fabaceae
Product: disease resistance-like protein DSC1
Exons: 8
Coding region: 1-3231 (1076 amino acids)
Biological process (GO): defense response; signal transduction
Molecular function (GO): ADP binding
Source: RefSeq, a predicted model, not a curated record